AUGGGCUUAAAAGGGAAAUACGAACUGCCCUUCGAGCUCAAUAAUCCAGAACUGCUCCACAAUCAGUCCUUCGUGAGUGGGAAAUGGGUCAAGUCAAAGUCUGGCAAGACAUUUGAAGUGGUUGAUCCUGGCACUGGAAAACCAUGGAUAGAGUGCCCUAUCAACGAUGCGUCUGACGUCGAUGACGCCGUCAAGAGCGCACAUGACUGUUUCGAGAGCUACCGCAAAGUGAGCCCAAGGACACGAGCACAGUUGCUUUUUCAAUGGGAUGCAUUGAUCCGUGAAAACCGAGAGGACCUGGCAACUAUCCUGGUGCACGAGACAGGCAAACCUAAAGCGGAGGCGUACGGCGAAAUCGACUACUCAACUGGAUUCACCUGGUGGUUCGCCGGAGAAGCGGAGCGAAUUCAGGGCACAGUGUUCCAGCCUUCUCUGCCGGACCGACGGGUCUUCACCAUCAAGCAGCCGCUUGGGGUUGCCGCAGCAUUAGUACCCUGGAACUUCCCCAUUGCCAUGGUGCUAAGGAAAGCUGCAGCUGCUCUUGCUGCAGGCUGCACGAUGAUCGUGAAGCCGAGCCCAGAAACUCCCAUCACUGCACUUGCACUCGCAUAUCUUGCCAGCAAGGCUGGAUUCCCUGAUGGGGCCCUGAACAUCCUUACCACUGAUCUGGAGAAGACACCCGAACUCAGCGAGGCGCUUUGCCGACAUGAGCUCGUUCGAAAAGUGUCCUUUACAGGCUCUACUCGUGUGGGCAAACUGGUUGCGAGGCUCUGCUCCGACAGCCUCAAGAAGGUCACAUUGGAGCUUGGCGGCAACUGUCCUGUCGUGAUAUUCGAUGAUGCCAACCUGGAUCAAGCAUUAGCUCAAGUAUUCGCACUGAAAUAUCGACAUGCUGGGCAAGCCUGCGUCACGGCGAACCGUAUCUAUGUCCAGUCCGGAAUCUUUGAUAAGUUCCUCGAGAAAUGGACUGCAGAGGUCAAAAAGAUUGUAGUCGGCCACGGUGCGGACAACACCACUACCAUGGGCCCUGUAACGACAGCACGAGGCAUUGAGAAGGCUCAGUCACUUGUCGACGACGCAAAGUCCAAAGGCGCGACCAUCCACGUCGGAGGCAAGAAGCUCGAGAAGAACGGAGGCUAUUUCUUCGAACCGACUGUCAUUUCUGGUAUUAAACCGGACAUGGACAUUGCGAAGGAGGAGAUCUUCGCACCCGUCAGCACUUUUAUCAAAUUCGACACAGAGGACGAGGCUGUAAAGGCUGCGAAUGAUACCAGCAUGGGUCUGGCUUCUUACUGCUUCACGAAGAACAUCGACCGCAUGUGGCGGCUGUUCGAGAAUCUGGACGCUGGAAUGAUUGGAAUGAACACUGGCAACUCGUCGGCAGCAGAGUCACCGUUCGGUGGUAUCAAGCAGUCGGGAUACGGGAAAGAGUCCGGGAAGGAUGUGGCUGUGGCGGAGUAUCUUAUCACAAAAACAGGAACUUUGACUCUGGAAGGACAAGCUUGA
Messenger RNA from Westerdykella ornata, 1506 nucleotides. Its product is annotated as aldehyde dehydrogenase. The transcript has 4 exons. The record is from RefSeq and is a predicted model, not a curated record. Bases 1 to 1506 code for a protein of 501 amino acids. Gene Ontology annotation, molecular function: succinate-semialdehyde dehydrogenase (NAD+) activity. Lineage: Eukaryota; Fungi; Ascomycota; Dothideomycetes; Pleosporales; Sporormiaceae.